Eutrema salsugineum is the source of this 3540-nucleotide messenger RNA. Its product is annotated as protein ALWAYS EARLY 2. Gene Ontology annotation, cellular component: transcription repressor complex; nucleoplasm. Gene Ontology annotation, molecular function: DNA binding. Gene Ontology annotation, biological process: regulation of transcription by RNA polymerase II; regulation of cell cycle; DNA-templated transcription. NCBI's taxonomy places the organism in Eukaryota, Viridiplantae, Streptophyta, Magnoliopsida, Brassicales, Brassicaceae. Bases 168 to 3305 code for a protein of 1045 amino acids. The record is from RefSeq and is a predicted model, not a curated record. The transcript is spliced from 19 exons.
UUUUGUUUUGUUUUAAAACCCUCGUUCAAAUUUCUCAUCGAUCUCUCUUUUUGAAAGAAAGGCUCGUGCUUUCUCUCUCUCCUCCUACCCCAAACCUGCGUUUCGAUUUCUAUGUGGUUGGGCGACUCUGUUCCCUCUUCAAACUCACGUAAUUGAGAAACCUGCAAAUGGCACCGGUUAGGAAGUCGCGGAGUGUGAACAAGCGUUUCACCAAUGAAACUUCCCCAAGGAAAGAUGGUGGGAGCUCGAGAAAAAACAAACAGCGUAAGAAGAAAUUGUCUGACAAGCUAGGACCUCAGUGGACCCGAGUAGAGCUUCAGCGUUUCUAUGACGCUUACCGGAAGUACGGCCAGGACUGGAGAAAGGUGGCUGCUGCGAUUCGGCAUAGCAGGUCUGUUGACAUGGUGGAUGCCCUUUUUAAUAUGAAUCGGGCAUAUUUAUCUCUUCCGGAGGGAACUGCCUCCGUAGCUGGCCUUAUUGCUAUGAUGACCGAUCAUUACAGUGUCAUGGAAGGGAGUGGCAGCGAAGGAGAAGCCCAUGAUGCUUCAGAAGUACCGAGGAAACAGCAAAAGCGAAAACGUGCAAAACCUCAGCUUAGUGAUUCUCGAGAAGAAGUUGAUAUACAACAUUCAGCUGCGUCAACAGAUGGAUGUCUCACGUUUUUGAAGCAAGCACGAGCUAAUGGAACUCAGCGACGUGCCACUGGAAAACGUACACCUAGGGUUCCUGUACAAACUUCACUCAUGAGGGAUGAAGGCUCUACCCCACCGAAUAAAAGAGCCAGAAAGCAACUUGAUGCCAAUGAUGAUGUUGCACAUUUUUUAGCAUUAGCAUUAACAGACGCAUCAAGAAGAGGAGGGUCUCCAAAAGUUUCUGAAACACCAAAUAGAAGAACAGAAAUUAGCGAUAGCUCGCCAAUAAAGAGCUGGGGGAAAAUGUCACGAAUGAGAAAAGCUCAAGCUAAGCACCGUGACAGUUCCAUGUCCGAGGAGUGGGUGGGAAGCAGCCGAGAAAGGAAGCAUGAAUCUGAUAGAGAUGCUGCAUUGUUGAUGGAUAUGGAAGAAGUAGGUGAAAUGGAGGUUCCACGGAAGGGGAAAAGGUUCUACAAGAAAAAAGUGAAAGUCGAAGAAGCAGAGGGUAAUUAUUCUGAUGACAAUGGAAGUGCUACUGAGGGGCUCAGAAUUAAAUCACAGAGGCGAAAGGCAGAUGUUGAAGCCUCAAGAGGGAAAUAUUCACUGGGCAGCCCAAAGAAAAGAGAUAACAAACUUACUUCCGGAGAUGAAUUUGAUGCUCUGCAAGCCUUGGCUGAAUUGUCAGCUCUAAUGCAUCCGGCUGCACUGAUGGAAACAGAAUCAUCUGCUAAGGUGAAGGAAGAAAGAAUAGAAAAUGACAUGGACGAAAAAUCUAGCUCACCGGAAGCUACAUCCUCAAGCAGUCAUGGGGAAAAAUCAAAUGCAGAACCAGAUGAUAAUCUCCUUGAGAAUGCUUACGAUAGAAAACCAAGGUCUUCAAGUCAGGCGUCCACUGAGUGUAAUGCUGUUUCCACAGGGAAGCUACAGUCACAACCUACUAGUGGUAGUUUAAGAAGAAAACGUAAACUAAAGGUGCUAGGGGAUGAAGCUCCAACAGAUUCCAGUCUGAACAAAUUCAUAAACAAGAAGGAAUUGGCUCAAGAAGAGCACAAUAUGAAGUCUUUGGUUAGAACAAAGCGCGCUGGUCAAGGUCCUCCGCAGUCAAGACAGUUGAAAACUGUUAAGAUGUUGGAUGAAUCUACUACAAUCAGCGAUAAGAAAAGAUCUGUGAUGGAUGUAAUAGUGUCAACUAAACAAGAUUCUGAUUCGGGCCCCGCCAGUUUUCUGCAGAAACCUCUAAGCAGGCGUAAGAUGAGUCUGAAAAAAAGCUUACAAGAAAGGGCUAAAUCUUCUGAAAUUAUUCAUAAAGCUUCACGUAGUUCGAGAUCUCUUUCAGAACAAGAGUUGGUAUUAAAGGAUAAGCUUUCAACUUCUUUGUUGUAUCCCUUGGCACGUCGAAGGUGCAUAUUUGAAUGGUUUUAUAGUGCUAUCGACCAUCCCUGGUUUGCAAAGAUGGAGUUUGUCGAUUACCUAAAUCACGUGGGACUUGGUCAUAUUCCAAGACUUACUCGUCUUGAAUGGAGCGUCAUUAAAAGUUCUCUUGGUAGACCCCGAAGGUUCUCUGAGAGAUUUUUGCAGGAAGAGCGAGAGAAACUCAAACAGUACCGUGAAUCUGUGAGAAAGCAUUAUACAGAGCUUAGAACAGGUGCUAGGGAAGGGCUUCCUACGGAUUUGGCUCGGCCAUUAUCAGUUGGGAAUAGAGUCAUUGCCAUCCAUCCCAAAACGCGAGAGAUACAUGAUGGGAAAAUUCUCACUGUUGACCAUAACAAAUGCAAUGUUCUGUUCGACGACUUGGGCGUAGAGUUACUUUCGGACAUUGAUUGCAUGCCUUCAAAUCCAUUGGAGUACAUGCCAGAGGGUCUAAGGAGGCAAAUUGAUAAGUGCUUGUCCAUGAAGAAAGAAGCACAGCUAAGCGGGAAUUCAAACCUUGGUGUGUCUGUUAUAUUCCCGCCAUGCGGACUUGAAAAUAUCGACUUUUCCAUGAACCCGUCUCUGAAUCAGGGUGAUAUGAUUGCUCCCAUUCUGCCUGGAAAAGUAUUAACCAACACUAGUAGUCCACAUCAGACUAAUCAGUCAUAUAUCAUGAAUUAUAGUAACGCAAGAGAAGCUGAGAUUCAACGAGCACUUGUGCUACAGCAUGCUUUAGAUGAAAAGGAAAUGGAGCCAGAGAUGCUAGAAAUUUUCAAGGGCUCAAAGACAAGAGCGCAAGCAAUGGUGGAUGCAGCUAUUAAGGCUGCAUCAUCUGUGAAGGAAGGAGAAGAUGUGAGCAAAAUGAUCCAAGAAGCCUUGGAUUUGAUUGGCAAACAUCAGCCAUUACAUGGCUCUAGGAUCAAACAUCGCGAGCAUGCAAAUGGCAGCAUAGACCAUCAUCACAAUUCAACUCCCUCAGACGCAUCAAAGCCUAUGGCUAACAGCGAUUUCAUCUCACAAGAUGGUUCGGAGAAAAAUGAGGCUCAAAUGCCUUCAGAGCUAAUCACCUCCUGUGUAGCCACUUGGCUCAUGAUUCAGAUGUGCACGGAGAGACAAUAUCCUCCAGCUGAUGUGGCACAGCUUAUAGACGCAGCAGUCACGAGCUUGCAGCCUCGAUGCGCCCAGAACCUACCUAUCUACAGAGAAAUACAAAUGUGCAUGGGACGAAUCAAGACUCAAAUCCUGGCUCUAGUACCAACUUAAAAGGCCAACUCAUUUGGGUUUGUGUUUUGUUUUUAAUCUCCUUUAGGUAAGUCCAGUCUCCUUUUAGCUUAGAGUAGAUAAAGACAUCUAUACCUGAGAAAAUGGUGUUAGAAUGGGUUCAAGAUAACAGCUUGACCAGAGGUAAUUUAGUUAUUGAACAAGCUUUUGGCUAAUAUAGGGGUUUCUGGUAGUGAACCAUUGGUUCUGUAAUCUGAGCUAAUGUUUAUGGUUUUCA